Mixia osmundae IAM 14324 is the source of this 1401-nucleotide messenger RNA. RefSeq lists its product as uncharacterized. Gene Ontology annotation, biological process: pseudouridine synthesis. Gene Ontology annotation, molecular function: pseudouridine synthase activity; RNA binding. The transcript is spliced from 5 exons. The record is from RefSeq and is a predicted model, not a curated record. NCBI's taxonomy places the organism in Eukaryota, Fungi, Basidiomycota, Mixiomycetes, Mixiales, Mixiaceae. The coding region runs from base 1 to 1401 and encodes 466 amino acids.
AUGCAACACUUGCGCAAGGCUGUCGAUGAUGGGAGACCUGACUACCGCGAAGAGGACGGUCUGCGCAAGGUAGUGCCAUACGCUUACACUUUCCAAACCUACGUCAAGCAACGAUGGAAAGGCCGCAAGAUCCUCGAAAUCUUUUCUACCGAGUUCAGAGACCGUAGUCCUGCCUACUAUGCUUUCGCGCUCGAGCAAGGCGUCGUGAGAGUCAACGAUGGCGUCAUCGGCCCUGACUUUGUCCUCGUCGACGGACAGCUCAUCAGCAAUGUCAUCCAUCGUCACGAACCUCCCGUCGCUGCUGGGCCCAUACAGAUCCUCGCUCGAGAUGAUGUGCGAGGCAUACUCGUUGUCGUCAAGCCUGGCAGCAUGCCCGUUCAUCCUACAGGCCGCUACAACCACAACACGCUCCUGCAUAUCUUAAAGUACGAGCACGGUUUUGAAGGUGUCUACACGAACAAUCGGCUCGAUCGACUGACGAGCGGUGUCAUGGUCUGUGGCAUGACGCCUAAAGCCAUGUCCAGGCUCGGCGAACUAUUUGGCACAGAAGGCGCAGUUAGGAAGUACUACGUCUGUCGCGUCGUGGGCUGCUUCCCAGAGGAGCAAGUCAUCAGCGAGGAGCCGCUACUUUGCAUAGAUCGUCAGAUUGGUAUCAGCGUCGUUCAUCCAGAAGGUCGUCCCUCAAAGACAAUCUUUCAGCGGCUCUCGUACCACGCUGGCACUGACACCUCUGUCUUGCAUUGUCAACCUGUGACCGGGCGCAGCCACCAAAUUCGAGUACACUUGCAAUACAUGGGGUUUCCCAUCGCAAACGAUCCAGUCUACAAUAGUACGACAGCAUGGGGCAAAGGUAACGGCAAGGGCGGUGUGUUUAUAGAUGCUAGCAACUUGGGCAAAGCGCCUACCAUGCAGACCGCUAUCGAACAAUCGAUCGCUUCUCACAAGGAUCAGCAGGAGCAAAAUGGGCGCAAGACCAAGCGAGAUAUGCCCGGUCGACCGCCGCCCAAGGAAGGCGGCGAAGAGCCCGGUUAUGGAUCAGGCGUGGAUCUAUCGGCUGAAGCCAGGCAUGCAAUCAUCACCUUGCGAAAGCACAAAGACAUGGACGACCGGUUCGCGAGGGAGCGUGACAUGACGCUUGCGCCUAGUCGAGGUUUCGUAUCGAACGACAACGACCUGACAAAGGAUGUGCUACACGAUGCAGACGGACCGUACUGCGUACGGUGUCACCUGCCACUGCUGCCCGAUCCGCGACCAGAUCAGCUGUUCAUUUGGCUCCACGCCUUACGCUACUCUUCCGAAGAUUGGGAUUACUCGAGCGAGCUGCCCACUUGGGCUAGGGAAGACUGGCAGCCUGAUGCUAACACCAGCAAACACGUGACUGGAGGCAGCCAAAAUGAGUAG